Ornithodoros turicata is the source of this 3430-nucleotide messenger RNA. Its product is annotated as octopamine receptor beta-2R-like. The coding region runs from base 44 to 1201 and encodes 385 amino acids. Gene Ontology annotation, biological process: adenylate cyclase-activating adrenergic receptor signaling pathway. Gene Ontology annotation, molecular function: octopamine receptor activity. The transcript has 4 exons. Lineage: Eukaryota; Metazoa; Arthropoda; Arachnida; Ixodida; Argasidae. The record is from RefSeq and is a predicted model, not a curated record. Gene Ontology annotation, cellular component: plasma membrane.
GUGGGCAGGCAGUCGCUGCCGCAUCCAUGUCCCGGCGAGCAGCAUGACGGCGGCGAAUGCGAGCGGCGGGCUGGCCAACUUCACCGAGGAGGCCCCCGGCGAUGAGUCGUGGGAAAGUGUGGUGAAGCUGGUGCUCAAAACGCUAGCCCUUGUCACCAUCAUCUCAUCGGCAGUGUUCGGCAACCUGCUCGUCGUGACGUCGGUGAUUCGGCACCAUAAGCUACGGAUCACCACGAACUACUUCAUUGUGUCGCUAGCGCUGGCGGACACCCUAGUGGCUCUGUUUGCUAUGACGUUUAACGCGUCGGUGACUAUCUCUGGACGGUGGCUGUUCAACCAGACGGUGUGCGACUUUUGGAACUCGUGCGACGUGCUCUUCAGCACAGCGUCUAUUAUGCACCUAUGCUGCAUCAGUGUGGAUCGGUACUACGCUAUCAUCAAACCCCUUGAGUACCCGACCAAGAUCACGGGGCGCACCGUAGCCAUCAUGCUAACGUGUGCCUGGGUGAGCUCCGGGCUCAUCUCCUUCAUCCCCAUCUUUCUGGGCUGGUACACGACAGAUGAGCAUCUUCUCUACAUAGUGAACCACCCGAACGAGUGCAUCUUUAAAGUGAACAAGCCGUAUUCUAUAAUAUCGAGCAGCGUGUCUUUCUGGAUCCCAUGCUGCAUCAUGCUGUUCACCUACUGGCGCAUCUACGUCGAGGCCACACGUCAAGAGAAGAUGCUUUGCAAAUCGCAGAUGGGGCCCGGGAUGCUGGGCCGAAACUCGACGGACCACUCCGUGCCCAACGUACACGCGCCCCCGCACCGCAAUUCGCACGGUGAUGACCCAGAGAGCGGCCAGUCUACGCCCACCAAGAGGACCAUCAACAAGAUGAAGCGCGAGCACAAAGCCGCCAAGACACUCGGCAUCAUCAUGGGCGCCUUCAUCCUGUGCUGGCUGCCCUUCUUCCUGUGGUACGUGUCGAUCACCAUGUGCGGCGACGCCUGUCCAUGUCCCGAUGUCGUCGUCGAUCUCCUCUUCUGGAUCGGAUACCUCAACUCCUCGCUCAACCCAGUCAUCUACGCCUACUUCAACAGAGAAUUUCGUCAGGCCUUCAAGGAGACCCUUCAGGCCAUCUUCUGCUCAUACUGCCACCCAUGUAGUAACCGUAGAUGGCAGAACAUGCGCUUGUCGUCGCUGCAGAGUACCGAGAUUUGAACAGCCUGGCGGUGAAGUAUGUGACCGAAAAUUAUAGGACUAACACGGUCGUGCCCUCGCCUGCACAAGUGCGCCGCCCAAUGCUCGUCCACACAAGUCCUAAAGCGGUGCCGGUUCUGCGUGGACUGAGGUUCACGUCCGCAACCAAGCCUUCCACGGAAGCAGUCCACUGCGCUUCGACUGUUGAAGGCGCAUCCUGCAACGAGACCUUCGACCAGGACGCGGCCGUUCCACCGAGACCCCGAGCUAGUCACCAUCCACUCCGAAGGCAGUCGUGGUGCCUAAGACUAGAUUUCAUUCAGCGAGGAUCAUCCACGAAGCGAGAUGCGAAGCUCUUCACUUCGCUCGCGGAUUAUGCGCGUGUGUGUGCGCGCGUGUGUUUCGAACUCUGUCUGGAAGCAGUGAAGAAAACAAUGCACGCGCAUAUUGGGACAGGCCGACAAUGGCUUCUAUUGCCCACAGGUAAACAUAUCACGAAGACGACAGUGAAAACCGCCAGUGAAACAGCGGUACAAACAACGUCCGAGUUCUAGUUCAAAGAGUGGACAUGAUCCAUGUCCUCACGUUUGCAAAGGCGACAGUGUGUGUUAAGUUUGAGCAACGUACUACUUUUGUUAGACCUCCCACCCUCUGAUGAUGUGGUGCUUGAUUGGUUGUCCUGGUUGUGAAGACAGUGGCUAACUUGAAGGCAAAGAUUCGAUGCGUUCAAGGAAUCUCGAGUUACCUGUAAAACGGCCCAGAUGGGAUGUACAAGAGUGUCUAAGAGUAACAAGACCACUCGUGGCUUCUUGUUAGUGAGUGACAUGCAAGGCACUGUCACAUUGUUGACAGAAUUCGUACGGGACAAUCUUUGGUGACUGAUUCGUUACAUUACCAUGACCGACUCUUGUUUCCCAAAUACGCGUUAUAUCUCAAAGUUGAAAUCUUGCUAAGGGAUCUUUGAUUCUUAGACAUCCUUCUAUUUCAAUUCAGUUCAAUUCAAUUCAGUUUUAUUAUUAGUUAUGCCAUACACAGUAUACAGUUGGGGCCCCGUAGUAUUACCUGCAUAGGCAUUAUAAUAAGAGGAAAAUGAUCGGAUAUGCCACGCCAGUUGCCCGGCAAUUUGGUAUUGUUCAGUGUUCUCCUCUGCGCCUUGCAUACAGGAGACCCAACGUGUCUAAAACACAAGAUUCUAAAAAGGGAGAGGUCCUAAAAAUGUGUGCCAUAACGCAGUUAGUAGUCAAAAUUAAGCGCACGCAUGAGAUGAAGAGACUUUUUCGUUUUUCUUCGCUUUUAUUAUUAUUAUUAUUUUUUUUUUGUAGAAGCAUCUCUUCGCUCUAUGUUCCGUUAAAUAAAGUACUACUCCCUGCUGCUGGCACACACACACACACACACACACACACAAAAUCUUCACACCUCCCAGACGCCAGCAUUGCGUGAAAGGCAAAAGUGCACUAUCAGCCACCGGGCAGGUUGUGCUGGUAUCGAUCGCAUCAUAACAACCUACUCUUCCUCGGGAAAGAAAAACAAAAAAAAAAAAAAAACAGCAGAAUGGGCGUUCAAAAUACUUUCCAGAUUAAAAUGACAUAAUUUCAACGUCUAACUUAAUAAUCGCGAGAAAACUUCGCAAGAAUGCAUAACAUUUCCAUGGUUCCUCUCACAAGAAAAUUCCUCAGUUAACUUCAGUUAGAAAGAAACGCGGCACGAUGGCUGCACCGGAUGGCCGCACCGACUGCUAUUGGAACAUGAUGAUGUUUUUCAUUCAGGUAGAAGAUGUAUGUACCUAUUUUCCGAAUAUCUGAUAUAUCAAGAACGAGUCCAGCUACUGAUAUUGUCCUCUAUUUCUACUAACAUAUAGGUGUGCCCAACUGUUCCUACAUCCCAUCUCUCGCGUGACCCGCAUAUAUGUGUCGGCAUGUGCAACAACUUACGUGUUUUGAAUUAAUGAUGAAUAUAGUGGCCCAAUUUUUAUUCAGUUCAAUAUGGUUUCCAAAAUCAUCACACUACCGUACAUAUUCUAAAAGUCACUUUUACCACCCCUUCCCGAGCGACAUAAAAUUGCCAUUCGAGAUAGAAAUAAAACAUCGCGCAGAUUUUCCUCAACUGUAAAUUGUCAAGCGGGUGAAACUUGAAAUUCGUAAAUAGACUUCGACACUUUAAACCGGCCGUUACAUACAAGCUGGCAAAUAUGCGCUUCGUGAUAACAGGUGUUUCUAACACCGCAAGGUCAAUAAAACGUCCCAAAAACUG